AUGCCAACGCUCCAGAUCGGCGGCAUACCCGUGAGCUUUCCCUUCACGCCGUAUGACUCCCAAGUUGUGUACAUGGAGAAGGUUAUCCAGUCCCUCGAGUUCAAGCAGAAUGCUUUGCUGGAGAGCCCCACCGGAACCGGAAAGACGCUGUGCCUGCUGUGCGCGACGCUGGCGUGGCGUCUCCAUCGUCUCAAACAACUGCGAGCAGCAAGCAACAAGCCGAAAGUCCAAUACGAAACUACCACCAGCAGACCUGACGAUACCGACGACAACGAUGACCAGGGUGUCGCGGACAAACUGCCCAAGAUCAUCUAUGCAUCGCGAACACACUCCCAGCUCAAGCAAGUCGUCAAGGAGCUCAAGCAGACCGCGUACAAGCCCAAAGUCGCCAUCCUUGGCUCCCGAGAACACUUGUGCGUCCAUCCAGAGGUCUCGCAGAUGCGCGGGACACAGCAAAACCACACGUGCCGCCAAGCCGUGCGCGCUCAACAAUGCACGUACAAGGCCGGGUACGACCGACAGGCGAAAUCCAAGCGGCACGCGGCGGCGUUGCCGAUUUUGGACAUUGAAGAGCUGGUGACGACGAUGAAAGGGCGCGAGGUGUGUCCAUUUUACCUGAGCCGGGACAUGCUCGUGGCCGCAGACCUUGUGUUUAUGCCAUACAAUUACUUGAUCGAGCCGUUCGUGCGCAACUCGCUCGGCGUCACUUUAGAAAAUGCCGUGCUGAUCUUCGACGAAGCGCACAACGUGGAAUCGGUGGCUACGGAGGCGGCGUCGUACAGUUUGUCGUCGCUAGAUGUCCAAGGAUGCAUCAAAGAAGUCGACGAAUGCCAUGGCCUGCUCGUGAACGGCCGCAUCCAGCCGGGCGAGGACACGUAUUUGAAUUCGCAGUCGGCCCAGACACUCAAGAGUUUACUCAUGGAAAUACAUACCGGUCUCAAUACGUUUCCCCUCAACGACAAGGGUGGGUGCACCAAGCCGGGGGCGUUCAUUUUCGAAUUUUUCAACCAGUUCAACAUUACAUUUGAGACGGCGCCAAUGGUCGUGACGAUCACAGAGCAAGUGAUCGAAGCCAUGAGCGACUACUCGCAGAGCAACCCUCGCAACUCCAAGCUGGACCAGUUGCUCACGUUUCUGCGCACAAUCUACCGAGACAAGGAGCACCACCACGUGAUGGCCAAGCAGUAUCGCGUCCACAUCCAAGAAGAACGCAUACAACCGGCGCCAGGAGGUCGAGGGCGGUCCAGCUACUCACGCCCAGUGUCAUCCACCCAGCGCAUGUUUCACUACUGGUGCUUCCAUCCUGGAGUUGCCAUGCACGAGAUCAUGGAAAACAAAGUGCAUAAUAUCAUCCUCACCAGUGGGACGCUGUCGCCGUUGGCCACCACCGUCAAGGAGCUCGGGAUUCCGUUUCCUAUUCAGCUAGAAAACUCACACGUGAUCGAUCCGUCCCAAGUAUGGGUCGGUGUCGUGGGCACAGGUGUGACUGGCAAGAAACUCAACGCGAGCUACGAGAGCCGCAGCUCCCCCGACUAUGCCGCCGAGCUCGGCAAUACCCUCGUCAACAUCACGCGGCUCGUGCCAAAUGGGCUGCUUGUGUUUUUUCCUUCCUACUCGAUCUUGGACCAGUGCACGGGUCAGUGGCAACAGCUCACUGGCACCACAGGGUCCAUCUGGGACCGCCUGGGGGCACUCAAGACGAUCUUUGUCGAGCCCAAGAACCGCGUCGAGUUUACGGGCGUCGUCCAAGCUUAUCACGACGCGAUUCGGGACCGUCCCACCGCCGGCGCCAUCUUCUUUGCCGUGUGCCGAGGCAAAGUCAGCGAAGGAAUCGACUUUUCCGACGAGAACGGCCGCGCCGUUGUCAUCACGGGCCUGCCAUUUCCCCCCACGAAAGACCCGAAAAUUGUGCUAAAAAAAGCAUUUCUAGACAACCAAGUCGUGCCGCCGCAUGAACUGAAAUUGACUGGGAAUCAAUGGUACGUCCAACAAGCAUCGCGCGCAGUGAACCAGGCCGUGGGUCGUGUGAUUCGACAUCGCCAUGAUUACGGCGCGAUCAUUCUAUUGGACGAACGGUUUGCGUACAACCAGCAAAAGGGUACCCUCUCCAAGUGGUUGCAGCCCCACGUCCACGUCACAGCGUCCUACGGCGAAGCCCACGGAGGUCUCACGCGAUUCUUUCGACGAAACAAGGAGCAUGCCGCCGCCACUGCCGCCGUCGAUGCCAAAGUGAAAGCGCUCGACACCUUCCAGCGACCUCCGCCGGCGUCGUCCUCGUCGAUCCCAACACCUGCAUCGUCGUCGUCGUCAUCCAGCAAACCCUUCAUCACGUCCAAGCCGUCCGACGUGCUGGCGAGCCAAGUGCCGAUAGGCGACGGCCAGUCGUUCGUCCCGCCCGCCAAGCUCCAAGCAGUUCCGCGUCCUCCAUUUCCAUCCCUACCCACCACCCGAAAACCUCCACCCCCUGUCACAGCCAAGUCGACAAAGUUGGAGCUACUGGUCCAUGAAACCAGACAGCUCAUGACGCCGACGCAAGUGACAGCGUUCAUCUCGUACAUGCGAGACCCUAGGCGCUAUUUGCCCGAGAUCGACGCCCUGCUUGACGCGUAUCCGUCGCUCCGCCGCCACAUUGCACCCAUGCUUCCGCCGCGGUCGGUGGCCCAUGCCAUGGACCAGCUCAAUCAACUCUCCUCGUCGUCCACGUCUUCCAUGGCGGCGCCAACGUCUUCGUCCAAGCGCAAGCGGCCGUCAUCGUCGUCGGCGGCCUCCCAACCGGCGGCCACAGUGGUGAAUCCCCAGUGCAGCAUUUGCUUUGACAUUGUCCAGACAACGUCGGCGCCGCCAUGUGGCCAUCUUUGCUGCGUCCGAUGCUGGCAAAAGCUCCAACUACCAGAUAAAACCAUCCCAUGCCCCGUAUGCAAACAGACGUUCCAUGCCGACGCGUUCACGCGGGUCGUGGCGGCCGCCCCCAAGCGCUUAAAGUAGGCUACAUUGAUCGGACUAGGGGAGAGAUACAAGAGGAAACGAACGAGAAAGUCGUCGUCCAUGACGCCUGAUCAUCAUCAUGUAUGUCC
Aphanomyces astaci is the source of this 3074-nucleotide messenger RNA. RefSeq lists its product as hypothetical. The transcript has 14 exons. The record is from RefSeq and is a predicted model, not a curated record. The coding region runs from base 1 to 2985 and encodes 994 amino acids. Gene Ontology annotation, biological process: telomeric loop disassembly; negative regulation of t-circle formation; negative regulation of DNA recombination. Gene Ontology annotation, cellular component: nucleus. NCBI's taxonomy places the organism in Eukaryota, Oomycota, Saprolegniomycetes, Saprolegniales, Verrucalvaceae. Gene Ontology annotation, molecular function: DNA polymerase binding; hydrolase activity, acting on acid anhydrides, in phosphorus-containing anhydrides; ATP binding.